AUCAUCAUCAUCAUCAUCAUCAUCAUCAUCAUCAUCAUCAUCAUCAUCAGCCUGGUUAUGCCCACUGCAGGGCAAAGGCCUCUCCCAUACUUCUCCAACUACCCCGGUCAUGUACUAAUUGUGGCCAUGUUCGUUUGUUCCCUCACCACUGCGGAUGGCUUAUUGGAAGCGCAGCUCACAAACGUCAAUUUGAAGGUUCAGCCUGGGUCUCUCGUCGGCGUCGUGGGCUUUUUAGGAAGCGGAAAGUCUUCGCUUCUUGCUGCGAUUCUUGGAGAUAUGCACCUGAUUGAAGGGAACGUUACGUGUACUGGCCGGGUAGCAUUCUCUCCACAGCUUCCAGUUGUGCAUAAUAUGACUAUCAGAGAUAAUAUUUUGUACGGCAAGCCUAUGAACGCCCCCUUCUACCAUCGUGUUAUUCGUUGCUGCCAACUUGUUGACGACAUAAAUAAGCUGGAGGCUGGAGAUUUGACUGAAGUCGGUGAAAAGGGAAACAGCCUCAGCGGUGGUCAAAAACAGCGCAUAUCCAUCGCCCGCGCUGUGUACAGCCAGAGUGACGUGUACCUGCUGGACGACCCGCUUAGCGCCCUGGAUCCAGUCGUUGCUAGCUGCGUAUUCCAAGAAGUCAUAGGAAAUAAUGGCUUGCUUCAGCACAAGACGCGAAUAAUGGUCUGCAAUCAAGGACGUUACUUACACCACAUGGAUAAACUCAUCUUUGUCACUAGGGGAAGGAUUAAGGUAUUGGAUAGGAUUGAAGAUCUCCUUAAGGACCCCGAUGCGCCAGAAAACUUCCGAGCAACGCUUAAUCAACGUUCCCUGCAGAACGGGACAGCAAUUCCAGGCCUGCGGAUUAUUGAAGAAAACGACAUGGUUGGACGACUCACUGUGGAUGAACUGGGACAAUCUGAAAUGACAGGGUGGCAGCUGCUGCGUAGCCUCCUGCAGCUGGUGCAGUGGCCGGCAUUUCUGGGUGUACUGGCUUUCUUCGGAGCGGCGUGUGCAUUUGCGGCAGAGCAACUGUGGAUCAAGCAGUGGACAGAUGCGGCAUUGGCUGAUGACAACACGGAUUCGCCGUCUCGGCAACUUGCCUGGGUCAAAGGGUUGGUGGCCUUGUGCUUGACUGAUGUGGGUUCCCGCAUCGUGGGAAGCAUGCUCCUCGUGCUCUCGGCGAAGGAAGCGUCACGAUGCCUGCACGACGACAUGCUGAGACACGUGCUUCGUAGUCCAGUAUCUUUCUUCGACGAGUCACCCAGGGGUCGCAUACUAAACCGGUUCGCCACCGACCUGGAGUACGUGGACGUGCGAGCGUUCCUGAGCGGCCAGCAAAGUGUUCAGAGUACACUCGUCACACUCUCUAAGACUGCUGUGAUUGGAACACAGUCACCGAAUAUGGCUGUCAAGGUUUCUCACAGCGCUCGCUAUUACGAGAGCCUGUCCAUGUCCCGGCUUCUGCAACACACAACCGAGACGGUGGACGCCCUGAGCAGCGUGCGAGCAUACGGCGCGACUGAGUGGUUCCGGCGACACUGCUUCCGCCUUGUGGACGACGCGAUGCGUGGCUACCUAUGCUUCAGCAUCACGUUCCGUUUCAUACGCACGCUGACAGCCACAGGGGGUUUCGUGGUUGUGAUGUGCACGCUGCUGGUAAACGUCUUGUUCCCUGGCCCCAACGGGCCGGAUCCCAGCAGCCUAGGGUUGGCUCUCAGCUCCGCCUGCUCGAUACCUCUGUCACUGAUGUCUCUGUGCGUGGUGCUGUUCAACGUGCUGCAAAUGACUGUGUCGCUUGAGCGCUGCCUGCAGUAUACGAAGCUUCAACCAGAGGCCCACAACACCAUCUGCUGCUGGUGGUCCCACGAGUCCGAGCUGGACAGCACAGCCUCUCACGGUUCAAUGGCCGACGUACCAACGGGGUGCAGCAAAACAAAGCCUCCGCUCUCCGAAUACCUGUCCAGCUGGCCCAGUGAAGGGAGGAUUGAGUUCCAGAAUUACUCAUCUUCCUAUCGUCCAUAUGUGCUGCCAGAUGUGCUAAGUGACGUCACGUUCGAAAUUCAGCCCAUGGAAAAGGUCGGAGUGGUGGGGCGCACCGGAGCGGGCAAGUCGUCACUGGUACUCGCCCUCUUGCGUGUGCUCAGGCCAACCGGAGGUCGCAUCCUCAUCGACGGCGUUGACAUCUCGACGGUACCACUCCAGAUGCUACGAAGGAGCAUUACAGUCAUCCCGCAGGACCCGAGCCUUGUUAGGGGAACACUCAGGAUGAACCUGGAUCCCACCAAUUCUCACUCUGAUAUGGACAUCUGGCAAGCCUUGGAACGCUCCCACCUUGCCAAGUUCGUCUUAAAGGACCCAAAAGGAUUAUUGCUAGAAACAAGAGAUGGCGGCGACAAUCUAAGCGUGGGUCAGCGGCAGCUUGUCUGCCUGGCGCGUGCCCUCCUAAGGAAGUCCAAGAUCCUGUUGCUUGACGAGGCCACAUCACAGAUGGACGGUGACACGGAUCGCCUCAUACAGGUCACAAUCAGGGAGGCAUUCGCGGACUGCACUGUUGUCACCGUGGCACAUCGCAUUCAUACGGUCCUCGACUGCGAUAGGGUCCUUGUUCUUGAAGAUGGCAGAGUCCGAGAGUUCGAUUCCGUACAAAAACUGCUUGGGGACUCCUCAUCUGAUUUCUACCAUAUAGCAGGGGAGGCUGGCAUUCAAAGCGCUUCAAAGAAGAGUCAGUCUGCCGUGACGGUGCUCUAAUUUUUAUUUAUGAGAUAAUUGUAAUA
Messenger RNA from Dermacentor andersoni, 2759 nucleotides. The record is from RefSeq and is a predicted model, not a curated record. Lineage: Eukaryota; Metazoa; Arthropoda; Arachnida; Ixodida; Ixodidae.